AUGCCUGCGACAAGUCGUGCCUCCUUUGAGGCCAUUUUCCCCUCCUUGGCCCAGGAUAUGCUGGACCAUGCGAAGAAGUACAAUCUGCCCCAGAAUGCGCUGGAAUGGUUCGAGAAGUCCAUCAACACCAACGUCCCCGGUGGAAAACUGAACCGCGGUCUCUCCGUCCCCGACACGGCUCUCGCCCUGCUGCAAAAGCCUCUCACUGAUGAGCAGUUCAAGGACCUCAGCACCUUGGGAUGGCUCACGGAAUUGCUCCAAGCGUUUUUCUUGGUGAGCGAUGAUUUGAUGGACGGCUCAAUUACCCGCCGUGGUCUGCCAUGCUGGUACCGCCACGAGGGGGUUGGCUUUAUCGCUAUCAAUGACGCUUUCCUGCUCGAGUCCGGUAUCUAUAUUAUCUUGAAGAAGCACUUCCGGUCCCACCCCGCCUACGUUGACUUCAUUGAGCUCUUCCACGAGACCACCUGGCAAACCGAGCUGGGCCAGUUGUGCGACCUGAUCACCGCCCCCGAGGACAAGGUCAACCUGGACAAUUUCUCCAUGGAGAAGUACAUGUUCAUCGUCACAUACAAGACCGCUUACUACAGCUUCUACUUGCCCGUAGCCCUGGCUCUCCACUACCUCCAGCUUGCUACCCCGGAGAACCUUCAACAAGCCCACGACAUCCUGAUUCCUCUGGGCCAGUACUUCCAGGUUCAGGACGACUACCUCGAUGCUUACGGUGACCCCGAAGUCAUUGGCAAGAUCGGAACCGAUAUCCAGGACAACAAAUGCUCUUGGCUCGUGAACCAGGCUCUGCAGCGAUGCACUGCCGAGCAGCGAAAGCUGUUGGAUGGUGCCUACGGCCGCAAAGACAGUGAGCAGGAGGCCAAGGUCAAGCAGCUCUUCAGGGACCUGGACCUGGAGACCGUUUACAAGGAGUACGAGGAAAAGAUUGUUGGCGAACUCAGGGGUAAGAUUGCCGCCGUCGAUGAGACGGGUGGACUGAAGAAGGAGGUCUUUGAGGCUUUCCUGGGCAAGAUCUACAAGCGCUCCAAAUAA
This is a messenger RNA of Aspergillus ochraceoroseus IBT 24754, 1041 nucleotides long. RefSeq names its product bifunctional (2E,6E)-farnesyl diphosphate synthase/dimethylallyltranstransferase (gene erg20). The transcript has 2 exons. Gene Ontology annotation, molecular function: (2E,6E)-farnesyl diphosphate synthase activity; dimethylallyltranstransferase activity. Gene Ontology annotation, cellular component: cytoplasm. The coding region runs from base 1 to 1041 and encodes 346 amino acids. Gene Ontology annotation, biological process: trans, trans-farnesyl diphosphate biosynthetic process. NCBI's taxonomy places the organism in Eukaryota, Fungi, Ascomycota, Eurotiomycetes, Eurotiales, Aspergillaceae. The record is from RefSeq and is a predicted model, not a curated record.